AUGUCAAAACGUUCUUCGCAACAGGUGGUGGGAAUACACUAUGCUGUGGGGUCAAAGAUUGGAGAGGGAUCGUUUGGGAUUAUAUUUGAAGGGGAAAACAUCUUGAACGGGGGGUCUAAGAACCCGGUUGCGAUCAAAUUUGAGCCGCGAAGGUCAGAUAGUCCUCAGUUACGUGAUGAGUUUCGUGCUUAUCGAAUUUUGAACGAUGUUAAGGGGAUUCCUCAUGCUUAUUACUUCAGCCAGGAGGGUAUACACAAUAUAUUGAUUAUUGAUUUAUUGGGGCCAUCUUUGGAGGAUUUGUUUGAGUGGUGCAGCCGGAAGUUUUCUGUGAAGACUACGUCUAUGUUGGCGAAACAGAUGAUUGAGCGGGUGCGGUCGAUUCACGAGCACGACUUAAUCUAUCGGGAUAUCAAGCCGGACAAUUUUUUGAUUAGUGAGUUCCAGCGGGAGUUACCGGAUGGGAGCGUGGUGCGUUCAUGUGCGAGCAGCAGCAAUGGAGACCCUAAUUUGAUUUAUGUGGUGGACUUCGGGAUGGCGAAGCAGUUCCGGGACCCCAAUACGAAGCAGCACAUUCCAUAUAGAGAGCGCAAGUCGCUAAGCGGGACAGCGCGGUACAUGUCGAUAAACACGCAUUUUGGACGAGAACAAUCGAGACGAGACGACCUUGAGUCGUUGGGCCAUGUCUUCUUCUACUUCCUUCGUGGGUCGUUGCCCUGGCAAGGGUUGAAGGCCCCCAACAACAAGGCCAAGUACGAGAAAAUUGGACUCACCAAGCAGCGCUUGAAGCCAUCAGAACUAUUGAAGCCCGGUAUCCCAAAGCAGUUUGCAGAGUACUUGUCCUACUGUAGAUCGCUACGGUUUGACCAGGACCCGGACUAUGAUUACUUGAUUUCGCUUAUGACUCAAAUCAUGCAAGAAAACGGCUACGAAGACGACGGCCACUACGACUGGAUGGAUUUGAACAACGGCGAAGGCUGGAAUAUCAAGAUAAACAAGAGGGUCAACCUGCACGGAUACGGCAACCCGACUCCCAGAAACACAAAGCAUUCUGCGCAACAGCUCACUCCAUCACACCAGCAACAGCAGCAGCAACAGCACCAAAGCCAAUCGCAGCAGCAACAACAGCAGUACGCUCAGCAGCAGAACAGCAGACAUGAUUCACGGAAUUAUAGAUCAUUCUCUGAAAGCACUCCUAACAGGUCACAAAAUAAGAUAAUAAACUCAAGCGGAAGCAAGAGCAGAGUAAGACUGUCGCAAAAUAAUGGGUACAUGGGACCCAAUGUUCCCUUGAAACAAGGUCUAAACAUCCAAACUUAUGAUUCGAUGGGGAAACUCCACGGCUCACACAACCGUCGUAGUGGCGAAAUCGAUGAUGAUAAUGACUCUGUGGAAGAAGGUGGAUUCUUCUCCAAAUUAUGUUGCGGUAUCUGUUAA
Molecule: messenger RNA, 1434 nt
Organism: Kluyveromyces marxianus DMKU3-1042
Lineage: Eukaryota; Fungi; Ascomycota; Saccharomycetes; Saccharomycetales; Saccharomycetaceae
Gene: YCK3
Product: casein kinase YCK3
Exons: 1
Coding region: 1-1434 (477 amino acids)
Biological process (GO): signal transduction; endocytosis; peptidyl-serine phosphorylation
Cellular component (GO): cytoplasm; nucleus
Molecular function (GO): protein serine/threonine kinase activity; ATP binding
Source: RefSeq, a predicted model, not a curated record